AUGCCUCCGAAGAAAACUGCAGCAAAGAAAAGCGGGGACAAGGAGGAGGCUCCUAAAAAGGAGGCCAAAGGUGGCACGGCUGUGAAAGUUCGUCAUAUUUUAUGUGAGAAGCAGAGCAAAGCUCUGGAAGCUAUAGAGAAGCUAAAGUCUGGUAUGAAGUUCCAUGAAGUUGCUGCUCAGUACAGUGAAGAUAAGGCACGGUCUGGGGGCGAUCUUGGUUGGAUGACUCGCGGUUCAAUGGUCGGUCCAUUUCAAGAUGCUGCUUUCGAGUUACCUAAGAGUACCUGUGACAAGCCCAUCUAUACAGAUCCACCUAUAAAAACUAAAUUUGGCUAUCAUAUCAUAAUGGUUGAGGGCAAGAAAUGA
Strongylus vulgaris is the source of this 366-nucleotide messenger RNA. The record is from the annotation of a GenBank genome assembly. NCBI's taxonomy places the organism in Eukaryota, Metazoa, Nematoda, Chromadorea, Rhabditida, Strongylidae.